AUGCGGCGCGCGCUCAGCGCGCGACGCACGAAGGCGCGCGCGGUGACGCCGCGCUGCGACGCGUCGCGCGUCGCGCGACUCGCGACGGGACGCGUCGUGUCGCGCGUCGGAUUCGGCACCGCGGCGUGGGGCGACGAGACGCGCGGGUUCGGGACGCGCUACCGCGAGCGCGACCUCGCGGCGGCGCUAUCGCGCGCGCUCGAGCGAGGCGUCACGUUCGUCGACACCGCGGAGACGUACGGGGCAAGCGCGCGGGCGUUCGAACAGGGCGCGGAGGAGAUGGUGAGACGCGCGAGGACGACGGCGAGGCGAGACGACGCGCGAGACGACGCGUUCGUCGGAACGAAAGUGUUGACGGUGCCGUGGACGAACGUGAGCGCGGGAGGGGACGUGCGAUCGACGACGAAGAGCUUGGUGGACGCGAUCGAGGCGUCGGUGGGGAGGAACGGGGGGGAGGCGUACGAUUUGGUGUCGAUUCAUUUUCCGUUUCCGACGUGGACGCAGAGCGCGCUGUGCGACGCGCUCGCGGAGGCGACGGAGCGAGGGCUGUGUCGGGCGGUGGGGGUGAGUAAUUACGACGUAAGGCAGAUGACGGAGGCGCAUGGGUUGUUGGCGAAGCGUGGGAUCGCGUUGGCGACGAAUCAGGUGAAAUAUUCCGUGCUCGAUCGAGGCGCCGAAAAGAGCGGGGUGCUCGCCGCGGCGCGGGAUUUAGACGUCGCCGUCGUGGCGUAUUCGCCCUUGAGCGGUGGGGCGCUGCGGACGAGCGCGGACCCGGAGAUUCGCACGUUGGACAAGUUGCUCGAGUUCAUCGGCGCCGUCAACGGUGGUUGGACGUCGGCGCAGGUGGCGUUGAACUAUCUCGUCCGCAAGGGCGCGAUUCCGAUUCCGAGUUGUACGAGCGUCGCGCGCGCCGACGCCAUCGCGGACGUCCUCGAAUUCGAGCUCGGCGUCGAAGACAUCGAGACUAUCGAUGAAAAAAUGGAUUACAUCGAACGCAAGUCGUGA
This is a messenger RNA of Ostreococcus lucimarinus CCE9901, 1005 nucleotides long. RefSeq lists its product with no specific name. The coding region runs from base 1 to 1005 and encodes 334 amino acids. The transcript has a single exon. The record is from RefSeq and is a predicted model, not a curated record. Lineage: Eukaryota; Viridiplantae; Chlorophyta; Mamiellophyceae; Mamiellales; Bathycoccaceae. Gene Ontology annotation, molecular function: oxidoreductase activity.